AUGUGUAUUUAUCAACAGGCAGCCCUACUCCAUGACACUGUGGAAGAUACUAACACCACAUUUGAAGAAAUUUUGGACAAUUUUGGGGAAGAGGUCACAGGUCUUGUAAGAGAAGUAACUGACGACAAAAAUCUUCCCAAGCUUGAACGGAAACAGCAGCAAAUCGACCAUGCUCCCCACGCAAGCUACAAAGCCAAGCUGGUCAAGCUCGCUGACAAGCUGUACAAUCUACGAGAUCUCAAUCGGUGCACACCUUGCGGAUGGCAGGAAAGCCGAGUAAAAGAGUAUUUCCAGUGGGCCAAAAAAGUUGUGGAUGGUCUCAGGGGAACUAACCAGGCCAUGGAAAACAGUUUGGAUGAAUUGUUUAAAGAAAGGGAUAUUAUGUAAUGUUGUUGAAACCUGUUGUAUUUUGCAUAUUUUAUAUUUUUAUCAAUCUCAGUUGAU
Molecule: messenger RNA, 444 nt
Organism: Saccostrea cuccullata (small rock oyster)
Lineage: Eukaryota; Metazoa; Mollusca; Bivalvia; Ostreida; Ostreidae
Product: guanosine-3',5'-bis(diphosphate) 3'-pyrophosphohydrolase MESH1-like
Exons: 2
Coding region: 1-387 (128 amino acids)
Molecular function (GO): guanosine-3',5'-bis(diphosphate) 3'-diphosphatase activity
Source: RefSeq, a predicted model, not a curated record